UCAGCUGUUCUUCUUCUGGCUAUUUUGGCAGAGAUGCUACCCCUUCCCCCUCCACCUGCAUCUCCAAUACCACCUUCACCACUACUACAAGCCCAAAGGCAAACUAAACCGCUCUCUCUGAAUCAAAUCAUCACAAAGUAUGCUCAGAACCAAGAUGCUCUGGUGCCCGCAGCUCUGGUGCCCGCAGCGGCCAAUCAUGAAUCCAGAAAAUCAGAAAAGCAACCAAUGCUCUGGCCACCUCAGGGUCGACGGACAAAUCCACUUAUAUGGUGCGGUGCAAUAGUAUGUCUCAUAUUCAGCCUUAUUCUUAUCUUCUUUGGAAUUACAACUUUGAUCAUCUUCCUUGUUGUUAGACCUAGAAUACCACUGUUCGACAUCCCUAAUGCAAAGCUCAGCACCAUCUACUUUGACUCACCAGAGUAUUUCAAUGGUGACUUCGCUUUCCUGGCAAAUUUCUCCAACCCAAAUCGGAAAAUAGAUGUAAGAUUUGAGUAUCUGCAGAUGGAACUUUACUUUUCUGAUAGGCUCAUAGCAAUUCAGUCUCUUGACCCUUUCACUCAAAGACCUCGAGAAGGAAGGCUGGAAGCAGUUCACUUGGUAUCGAGCUUGGUUUACUUACCUCAGAAUCACGCUCUGGCGCUUCGAACCCAGGUGCAGAACAAUCGAGUCGAGUAUAAUAUAAGAGGAACAUAUAAAGUGAGAGCCAGUCUGGGAAUGAUCCACUUUUCUUACUGGUUGCACAGCAGAUGCCAAUUACAGAUGACAGGUCCACCGACUGGUGUUUUAGUUGGCCGAAGUUGCAGAACCAAAAGAUGAAGAUAGGAGCAAUACUUGUACCACUACCAUCUUUCCUUUUUCUUCUGUCUGCAUUGAGAUCUAAAUGGAAUUCUUGGUGUAUAACAGGAGUGUAUAGUAUGAUACAUGAACAUUCUAUCCUUACAACAAAUGAAGUUUAUUUUGUGAUAUUAUAGGUUGUAUUGAAAAACACAGGAGAAAAAAUCAACAUAUAUCAAUGCAAUAGUACAUAAUAAAUGAGAUCACAAACACAGGAAACAUGACAAGACCCUCUGCAAGGAAAAUAAAAUGGAGUCCUCAGAAUUUCCCCUGACAAACUGAAACUCUAUAUGAGGAAGGAAGAACUAAAGUAGCAUGAAUAUUGUAUGGAGAAUCAACUAGGAUCCUGUGCUGAUCUCUGCAUAAACUCUGCAUUCUUAAUAUUUCCAGAAUAUUCAACUACGGCGUACUUGAUUAUCACCAAAAGAAUUUAUAUUAAAAUAAUUGAUUGAUCCAAAACUUUAGAGAAACUACAGCUAUAGAAUGAACCAAAAUGAUAGCU
This is a messenger RNA of Fragaria vesca subsp. vesca, 1336 nucleotides long. RefSeq lists its product as uncharacterized. NCBI's taxonomy places the organism in Eukaryota, Viridiplantae, Streptophyta, Magnoliopsida, Rosales, Rosaceae. The transcript has a single exon. The coding region runs from base 34 to 816 and encodes 260 amino acids. Gene Ontology annotation, cellular component: plasma membrane. The record is from RefSeq and is a predicted model, not a curated record.